Molecule: messenger RNA, 2601 nt
Organism: Rana temporaria (common frog)
Lineage: Eukaryota; Metazoa; Chordata; Amphibia; Anura; Ranidae
Product: tyrosine-protein kinase ZAP-70
Exons: 13
Coding region: 99-1925 (608 amino acids)
Biological process (GO): protein phosphorylation; cell differentiation; cell surface receptor protein tyrosine kinase signaling pathway
Cellular component (GO): cytoplasm; extrinsic component of cytoplasmic side of plasma membrane
Molecular function (GO): non-membrane spanning protein tyrosine kinase activity; signaling receptor binding; ATP binding
Source: RefSeq, a predicted model, not a curated record
AAGGAGAUACUGUCUGUGACUGCAAGACUUUUUCAACCCUUGGACUAUCUUGCAAAAUUCAGAUUUUCAUUUGUUAAAAGGCUGGUCACUUUAUAAACAUGCCAGACGAAGCUGGCCAUUUACCCUUUUACUAUGGCAGCAUAUCCCGUGCUGAUGCAGAAGAGUUUCUCAAGAUGGCUGGAAUGAUUGAUGGUCUUUUCCUGCUUAGGCAAUGUUUACGAACUCUUGGUGGCUAUGUUGUCUCCAUGGUCUUCAAUCUACAGUUUUACCAUUAUCCUGUGGAGCGACAGCUAAAUGGCACUUAUGCUGUAUUUGGAGGAAAGCCUCAUUGUGGGCCAGCUGAACUUUGUGAGUACUACUCCAAAGAUGCAGAUGGGUUGUGCAGUGUCCUCCGGCGACCUUGCAAUCGGCCAAGUGGGGUAGAAUGCAAGCCUGGAGUUUUUGAUAACAUUCGAGAUAACAUGAUGAGAGAAUAUGUGAGACAAACUUGGAAUCUAGAGGGAGAGGCGCUAGAACAAGCAAUUAUAAGCCAGGCUCCACAAGUGGAGAAGCUCAUUGCUACCACUGCCCAUGAACAGAUGGCAUGGUACCAUGGAAACCUAAACAGAAAUGAAGCAGAGAGAAAGCUGUACUUAGGAGCACAACCAGAUGGUAAAUUUCUGGUAAGGAAGAGACCGGAAGCAGACAACUUUGCCCUUUCAGUAAUCUAUGGGAAAACAGUCUACCAUUAUAAGAUUGAGCAUGACAAAUCUGGGAGAUAUGGAAUCCCUGAAGGAACCAAGUUUGACACUUUAUGGCAGCUGGUUGAAUACCUGAAACUUAAGCCUGAUGGAGUCAUAACUGUGUUAAGAGAGAUUUGUUCCAAUGGUAGCACAUCAAUUGGCAUUUGUGUUGCACCACCUUCACUUCCAAAAGCUAGACCAUCAGCAGCUAAUUUUGACGGCUACACUCCUGAACCUUUUUUUGCUGGAGAAAAGCCACGAGUUUUGCCCAUGGACACCAGUGUUUAUGACAGCCCAUACAGUGAUCCAGAGGAAAUAAAAGACCGUAAAGUCUUCCUCAAGAGAGAUAUGCUUCUCAUAGAUGAAGUUGAUCUGGGUGCUGGAAAUUUUGGCUGUGUUAAGAAAGGAGUCUACAAGAUGAAAAGGCGUCAAAUUGAUGUGGCUAUAAAGAUGCUGAAGCUACAGAGUGAUAGUGAGAAGGCAAUAAGAGAUGAAAUGAUGAAGGAAGCAGAAAUUAUGCACCAACUGGACAAUCCAUACAUAGUCAGAAUGAUUGGCUUGUGCGAGGCAGAGUGCCUUAUGUUGGUUAUGGAAAUUGCAUCAGCUGGACCCCUCAACAAGUUUCUGCCAUCUAAGAAGGACGAGGUGUCUAUCAGUAAUAUUGCAGAGUUAAUGCAUCAAGUGUCUUUGGGGAUGAAAUAUCUAGAGGAACAUAAUUUUGUGCAUCGUGACUUAGCUGCUCGCAAUGUCCUUCUUGUAAACCAACAUUAUGCAAAAAUAAGUGACUUUGGUCUCUCUAAGGCACUUGCAGUGGAUAACAACUACUACACGGCUAAGUCGGGUGGCAAAUGGCCUUUGAAAUGGUAUGCUCCAGAGUGCAUACAUUACCAUAAGUUUUCCAGUCGUAGUGAUGUAUGGAGCUUUGGUGUAACCAUGUGGGAAGCAUUCAGCUAUGGACAGAAACCCUACAAGAAAUUAAAAGGCAAUGAAGUAAUUCAUUUUAUUGAUAAGAAUGAGCGCCUGCCAUGCCCCGCACAAUGUCCUAAAGAAAUGUAUGAGCUCAUGUUGGAAUGCUGGACCUACAAGAUGGAGGAUCGCCCAAAUUUUGAGACUGUGGAAAACAAAAUGAGAAAAUAUUAUUACAGUGUUGCUAACAAGACCGAAGAUCCGACUUCUCCUUCACCUAAAGAGAAGACAGGCUGAAAUGAUCCAAAUACCUGUUUGGAGGGCAAUGGGGAAAAAAGCCCUUUGCAGCAAAAUAAAGAAACUUUUAGCGGACACUUCAAGUAUCAUACUGUAAAUAUAAAUAAUUUCCAUAUAUGAAGAUAUACAGUAUAUUCCCUUUUGUUGUACUAUCUAAACUCAAGCAAUGCCAUUCAGGAAUAUGUCUAAAAGGCCAUAUGAAUAAAGAUGGAAAGGCCUGGAGAAAAAAAUACUGAAAAAUUGGGGGGGGGGGGGGGGAAUGGUUCCCCCUUUUAUUUUAUUUUUUAAAGCCAUUUUUUGUUUUUUUCUGGAAUUUUUUUUAAAGGAAAGGAGUGUGGAAUAUGUUCUUUUACAAUGAUAAAUGAUAUAUCUAUGACAUGGUAUUCAAAUUAUAUAACAUGAAGACCGUAUUGAAAGAUUCCUGAGACUUUAUGUAAAGUCUUAAAUUAUUGCAAGUUCUGGAAGUUCAAGUAACUCUGUAUUUCUCAAUGUAGUCCUCAAACAAGAGAAAUAUGCAUUUUUGCCAAUAGGGGCACUGCAGGGGAAAUGCUCCAGUUUAGUUUGCCUACAGUUGGGCAAACGGUACCUCCUAUAGUUGGGUGAUUGGCAUACAGUAGAUGAUAGUUUCUGUCCUCACAGGCCCUAAUUGACAGGUCAGGCCCCGUACACACGACCA